Messenger RNA from Coregonus clupeaformis (lake whitefish), 1743 nucleotides. RefSeq names its product probable G-protein coupled receptor 83. Bases 47 to 1417 code for a protein of 456 amino acids. Gene Ontology annotation, biological process: neuropeptide signaling pathway. The record is from RefSeq and is a predicted model, not a curated record. The transcript is spliced from 5 exons. Gene Ontology annotation, molecular function: neuropeptide Y receptor activity. Gene Ontology annotation, cellular component: membrane. Lineage: Eukaryota; Metazoa; Chordata; Actinopteri; Salmoniformes; Salmonidae.
UGUCCCCCUCUCCUCGCGCCGCCACUGAUGCGCGCGAGGGAGUCCGAUGAUUGGACGCCCCGAGCUCAUCUUUAAAACCCUCCCGGCAGAUAUGCGAGGUGCGUGUCUGUGGCUGUCCCUCACCUAUUUGGCCACCAGCCUCGACGGGUUGGGGGCACCGGAAUACAACAACUCAACCAUUUUCGGCGGGGGUCUAUUUGUGGAUGCAGAAGUGCUGCUGAACCUGUCAGACCCGUACACGCCCAAUCGGACAAAUGUCUUCUCGCUGGACCUGGACGAGGACACGCUCGCGGACUGGCGUUCCAUGGCGGGUAAAAAGCGCUACGGGGGAGAGUCCCAUAACGGGACCGUGAAAUCCCUACUGGUGGUGGCUUACUCGUUCAUCAUUGUCAUCUCGCUGUUCGGAAACACGCUGGUGUGCCAUGUGGUGAUCAAGAACAAGCGGAUGCACUCCGCCACGAGCCUGUUCAUCAUCAACCUCGCGGUGGCAGACAUUCUCAUCACGCUGCUCAACAUGCCCUUUACUUUGGUCCGCUUUGUGAACAGCAGCUGGUGGUUCGGGAAGGGUAUGUGCCACAUCAGCCGGUUCGUCCAGUACUGCUCCCUACACGUAUCCACACUCACGCUCACGGCAAUCGCGCUGGACAGACGCCAGGUCAUUCUCCACCCUCUGAGGCCCCGCAUGUCCCCAGCUCGCGGCGUUGUGUGUGUGAUUCUCAUCUGGGUCAUGGCCAGCUGCUUCUCCUUGCCUCAUGCCAUCUACCAGAAGCUCCUAACCUUCGUGUACAGUAAAGAGAAGGUGCGCAGCCUUUGUGUCCCCGACUUCCCCGAGCCCUCUGACGUCUACUGGCAGUGCAUCGACCUCCUCACCUUCAUCCUCCUCUACGUCCUACCCCUCCUCAUCAUCACCGCUGCCUACUCAACCGUGGCACGCCGCCUGUGGCGACGUAACGCUAUCGGGGACACCACCACUGCGCAGUUCGCUGUGCAACGGCGGCAGCGUAGGCGCACCCUGGCUAUGUUGUUGGCGGUUGUUGGGGUGUUCGCGGUUUGCUGGUUCCCUCUGAACUGCUACGUGGUGCUUCUCUCCAGCCAGGCCAUUCAGUCAUCCAAUGCCUUGUAUUUCUGUUUUCAUUGGCUGGCGAUGAGCUCGACGUGUUACAAUCCCUUCAUCUACUGUUGUCUGAACCCUGCCUUCCGCCAGGAGCUAAAGCUGCUAUUGGGCAUGUGCUGGAGGAGGGGGCGUGGAGGGGUGGGGCCGGUGCUGGUGGCUCCGCCCUCCUGCGCACCCUGCCACAGAGCCGCCUGGCCGGAGAGCCGCACCUGCUCUCGGCCGAACAGGCAUGUCCUCUUCUCCGCUAGACAUGCCCAUAAAACAGACAUUCUAUCAGUGGAGCCCAUAGUAGCUGUCAGUUAACUACAACUACCAGAAUGCACUUGGGUUGGGAUUGAGUGAAUGAUUGAGUUUAUUUGACAAUUAAAGACAUGUAAAGUUGCUGCAUUUGGAGGUGAGUCCUGUUGAAGGACUGCGUUAUUAGCCAAAUACAGUGGGGGCUCUUGAACAGGAAAUGUGAGAUCUUUAAACUUUCAUGACAGCGCCACCUUCAGGAAGAAAGGUCUCACAUGGAUAUGAGCAGGGGUUGGGGAGGUCUAGCAACAAAUGCAACACCGAAACCAGCAAUUGUUAGCACAUACUGUAUACACUGAGUGUACAAAACACUAAGGCACCUUCCUAAUAUUGAG